UUAACGAUAGCUGAUGGAGGAUUGUUACAGUCUGUGAAGAUGACCGGGGGCGGAAAACCCACGAUGGAGCGGCAACGACAUCCAGCAGCGUAGUUUGAACCGAGGACCGAGUUGCGUUAAAACCUCACCAUCUUAUACAAAGUAACUGAGCACGGAGAGGAACAGCACGAUAUGCAGUCAUGAAGCGUGUUCGCACUGAGCAGAUCCAGUAUACCGUGGCUCAGUACCUGAAGCGGAGGCAGUAUGUGGACACUGAUGGCUCCCUGAAAGGAGCCAAGCUCUUCCAGUCAGCAGAGGAGAUGGCGGCCAGCCUCACAGUGCAGACUGAGUCGGGGUGUGCCAACAUUGUCUCUGCUGCGCCCUGUCAAUCAGACCCACAGCAGUACGAGACUCAGUACUCCAGGCUGCGCUCCUUUCUGUCAGAAACAGAAAUAUCCUGGGCGAAGGAGGUGAGCAGCAUCCUCUACCCACUCUUCGUCUACCUCCACCUAGACAUGGUGCACUGUGGCCUGAAGGGGGCAGUAGAUGGUUUUUACAGUCGUUUCCACAGUGCUUUUCUUCAGGACAGCGAGCAGCGCGCCAUCAUAGAGCAGCUCCGCCAUGUUCUCACCACUCAGGACGUUGCAGCCAACCCCAAGCUGAGUGCUUUCCUGGAGCACAAGUACGUGGUGCACCUGACCGAGCCGGCCUACAGCUACCUGCUGCGCUACCUGCAGAGUGAGGACAACAGCGCCCUCUGCAGGGCCUUUAGUAAACACCUGCAGGUGGAGGUCACUGCCUCGAGACGCACAGACUACCAGCUAUAUGGAGCUGCUGGCGGAGCGACCACAGCCCCAAACUCCACCUCCUCCUGGGCAGGAGUGGAUGGGGCAGAGGGUGGGGAGGGGGUGGAGGUCCCUGCAGGGAUUCCACAAAGUGAGGCGGCCCUGGAUGCUCUGCAGGACUGCAUCAAGAAAGUCCGCGAGGGCCCCCCUACGCUCACCACCGUGUGUUUCUACGCCUUCCACCACACGGAGCAGAUGUUAAACACCGCAGAGGUCUCGGCUGACAGCCGGCUGCUGGCCGCCGGUUUCGACAGCUCCACGGUGAAACUGUGGAGCCUCCGAGCCAGAAAACUGAAGGCCAAACCGCAUCAGGCUGACGUGUCGCUCAUCCGCCUGGCCUGUGACGUACUAGAGGAGGAAGUGGAUGAAGAGGACAGCUGCGGCAGUGAGAUAAAGACACUACGAGGUCACAGCGGCCCCGUGUUUCGAACCGCCUUCCUGACAGACAGCUCCGGCCUGCUCUCCUGCUCUGAGGACACAACCAUCCGCUACUGGGACCUGGGUAGCUUCACCAACACGGCGCUCUACCAGGGCCACGUCUACCCGGUGUGGGAUGUGGACGUCAGCCCCUGCAGCCUUUACUUCGCCAGCGGCUCCCAUGACCGGACUGCUCGCCUGUGGACGUUCUCCCGCACCUAUCCGCUGCGACUUUACGCCGGACACCUUUCUGAUGUUGACUGUGUGAAAUUCCACCCAAACUCCAACUACCUGGCCACCGGCUCCACAGACAAGACUGUCCGGCUGUGGAGCACCCAGCAGGGGGCGUCUGUUCGCCUCUUCACUGGCCACCGUGGCCCUGUGCUGUCACUCGCUUUCUCACCUAAUGGGAAGUACUUGGCGUCCGCCGGCGAGGAUCAAAGGGUGAAGCUGUGGGACUUAGCAUCAGGGACGUUAUUCAAAGACCUGCGGGGACACACGGACAGCGUCACCAGCCUGUCUUUCAGCCCGGACAGCAGCCUGGUGGCGUCGUCGUCUAUAGACAACUCAGUGCGGGUGUGGGACAUUCGGAACUCCCACGGCGGGACGCCAGCUGACGGCUCAUCUAGCGAACUGGUGGGAAUGUACACUGGAAACACCAGCAAUGUGCUGAACGUCCAGUUCAUGGCCUGCAACCUGCUGCUGGUGACGGGAACUGCACAGGAGAAAGCAGAACAGUAGCCACAGCUGUCUUUUUUGUUUUUCGUUGCUGAUGUUUCGGAGAAAAGCUUGAAUUUCUCCAGAUGUUUGUUUGAAGGUGUGGUCACCAGAUGUGUUCUCUGAGUCAUCCAAUGAUGAGAGGUUAAACGCCACCACCUGCACAGGGUGCUUUUUGUCCACAUUAGUUCUUUGCAUAGAAACGAAGCAAGGUCAGAUACCUUUAUUUGUAAUCCACAAGUCUCAUCCUUCCAAAACUGCCUUAGAUAUUCAUCUAUAGAUAAAUUAUAAUUUGUCUGGGUGGUAUUUUGUAAUUAUGAGAGUGUCCUCAAGAGAUGUCAGUGUUAAAUAUCUCUCAGUGUAAAGUCCUGGGUCCCUUGCUGUCAUGCACAAGUUUUAAGAUCUAUAAAAGCAGCAUAUUAAAUGUGACUGUUGGAAAAUAUUGUUCCAGUUGAAUUAAAAUAAUAAUAAAAAAUAGUUUUACUUAAAUAGUAGAUGAAACUGUUUAUAUUCUGAACUCAGAGAAUACUGAAACAAAAGUUACAUGGUUUUGUUGCACCAAUGAGUAUUACGGUAAAAACUGUCCAGGUGCACAGAACAUAUUCCACUAAUGUUCCUGUUUACAUGCAGCUGUGCACACUCGGAUUAACGUGCCCUAACAGCUGGAGGAGCGUCUCAUUUUGCUUCUCUGCAUCAAAAUGGGAUUUUUUUCAAAGUUUCCUACCAGUGGUGGACUUGUUUGACCACGCGAACACAGCCUCCCUCUUUCAUUCCUUUAACCAGCUUCUUGGAAAAGUUGCUGUUGUGAUAUUUGUGCAAAAGCCUGUUCAUAUCCCAGUCUUUCAUGAUGUUUCAAAGCAGGUGUGUUUCUCCUUCUGACCAGAAAUGUGGGCUUUUCUUUUGGGCAUGCAUCUCUACCGACAGCCUUCAAUCUGCUGGUAUUAAUCAGGAAAUGGCAAAUGUGGAAAAAGGCUUACUUCUAAAUAUCCAAACAGAAUAUGCUCUUUACAUGACCAGCAUCAAAUACAGAGUAUUUUUUAGAAUAAUAGUGGAAUACUAAUGUGCAUGUAAACAUAUUCAGUAUGAUUUUGAAUGACUGCUAGAACAGAACCAGGAAGUUCUAGUUUCACUUUAGCUCUCUAUUAAAGUGAAACUUUUGUGUUCUCCAACCUGGACUCCAUUUUCCAAUGUUUUUGUGGCCAAGUGACUAAUGGCAACAACUAUUUUCCAAACUGGUCCAGUACUGAAAUAUGGCGCACUGCAGCUAGCAGUUGAAAUGGAAACACCUGGGGAAUUUGGCACUGUCAGUGUACGUCCACCAGAAGCGCUUGUUUUUGCCACUAACGGGUUCAGAUUGUUCUAUAAGUGUUGACAACAUUAUGGAAAAGACCCCUCAAGAAAUGAAAGUUUUUCUGUACCUUUCGUUGGUCUGUUAUUGUGACAAAGUCUCGCUCAAGGAGAAGUCUCGAGAGAGGUGACUUGUCGGAGGAAAAACAAUGGUGGAAACAUUAGUGAGAUUCAGAGAGAGGAGUGCAGGGAAGAGUUUGUUGUGCUGGAGAACAGAAAGUGUUAUCUGAAAGAUUUUCAGUGUCAUGGCUGAAUAUUUAGCUGAUUCAACAAUGUGGAAAAGAUUUCAGAUAGGGAUGCACGAUGUUAGAUUUUUCACCGAUAUCCGAUAUGCCACUUUUUUCCCACUUAAUUUUACGGAUUAUCAAGUCUCUUCUUUAGUGGAAUUAACAUCAUAUAAUGUAUGCUACCUCUUAUCGUGAUGGCCCAUCAGUAGAUGAAAUACAUGAAACACAAUACUUUUAAAUGUAUGCUUUAUUCAUUCAUUGUGCAAAUUAAGAAAAAGCUUGUCAGCCGAUCUGAUGGUUCAUUUUAAAGCCGAUUUUAGUCGAUACCGAUGACAUACAGAUAUUAUAGUGCAUCCCUAAUUUCAGAACAAGACUUCUCCUUGAGCGAGACUUUGUUACAUACAAUAACAAACAGACCGGAUUAAGCGAACAAUAAAGAAAAAGGUUUAAUUUCUCUGCAGGGUCUUUUUCUAAAUUUACACUUAAAAUAACAAUCUGAGCUUGUCAGUGGUAAAAAUGUCAACGUUUCACAGCUGCUGUCUGCAGCACUCUGGACCAGUUUGUUGUCUCCGUUGGUCACUUAGACACAAAACAGAGAAAAUGGGGUCCAGGUUGAAAACUACCAAAGUUACACUUAAAGGUUAAGUAACCAGUCCUAGCUCUGGAUUUAUCUGACUCCGGGUAAGGCGGCAAAGAAGAAUAUUUCCAAAAAUGUGGGAUUAUUCUUUUAAAGUUGUGCUCAUGUUUUCCCUGCCUGAACCUCCAUGCAACUCCAAAUCAGCUCUCUGUUGUUAGAAACAUUUAAAUCUGGAGGAAGCAAACUUUCAGAAAUGAAGAAACGGAGUUCAGAGGCUGUAUUUUGAGAUUUCAAAGGGUCUCUGAGGUCGAAUAUGAACGCUAAUGAGUGAUAAUGUGAACUUUAAAGAACCAGAACAGUUGGUGGUUGUUUCUUCUCUCUUGGUUGUCUCUGACCCGCUGUAGGUUUUGAGUAGCCUUGUUGCACUUGAGCCUUGUUGAGGACAUUUCUAUGAAUAAAAGGCUGUAUUUUUCACACUAUUCUGCAGGUGGCAUGAACUGUGCAAUGUUAAAGUGUAAAUACUUUGUAUUUUUGUAAUAUUUCGGCUGCCAAGAGUCGCUUCCAGGUUGUGCUUGACGAGGGCUAAAAAGAAAAAUACUUAUAGAGACUGAUUUCAUAUGUCUGGAAUAAGUUUUAAUGCAUUCAAUGUUUUUUUAUAGUCGUUUUGAAUAUUUCUUUGAUAAAUUCAGCCUGGAAGUCGUCCUUUAUGUUUGUCGGUAAACUUGUGUUCCCUCCUGUAGCCCAAAAAUAAAUAACAGAAUUUAUUUGAGCUAAUGUUUCGGUCAGCUUCUUUUGUUUUGUUUUGUCACUUGUUUCGUGCAGGUGAGGGUCUGUUUUGUUAUGCCAAGCCUUGUUUUGUGAUUCAGCUUCAUAUGCAUAUUAAACACCCGAUACUGAUGUUGUUAAACCUGAUGCACCGGACUGCAUCUUCAAACAGGCCUGGGCAGACAGCAAGACUCUGCAUGUGGCUCAGCUGGUUAUAAAAAUAAAUUAAUCCUUUUGAGUUCGUUUGACAAACUAAAUUCCACAUGAUUAAAAUGAUCAGAGAGGACUGCCAACCUUUAAAUAAAUACUUAAUGUCAUCGCCUGCUGGAGAGAUGAUGUUUGAGCAGGAUGUGGAACAUGUGGACAGACGGGAGGGAACAGCUGAAAGAGAUCAUGUAUGACAAAACAAACAAACACUGCAAAGUUAUGCUCCACGCAAGAAUCAAACAAGCAAUCCUUUGCCUGUAAUUUUCCAUUAAAGGUUUCUGUUAUUGAUUCUACCUGUACUGAUAUAACUGGGGUGGACAAAAUGAUAGAAACACCUGUUAGUGUAACACAAUACAAUUCAACAUCCUAAAAAUGAUUGUACAGUUACACGUCUCUAAAACUGUCAACAAAAACUGAACAUUAUAAACGUUGUGAUAGUCGAAACUUUGCAGAGGUGGAAGAAGUAUUCAGAUCCUUACUGAAGUAUAAGUACCACACUGUGAAAAUACUCCACUACAAGUUAAAAGUCCCGCAUUAGCUUAGUUUAUUUUCGUAAUUUUCCAACGUAUACAACUCACUAUAUGUAUAUCAUAUCCAUCCAUUUUCAUACGCUUAUCCAGGGCGAGGUCAGCAGGCCAAGCAAAGCACCCUAGACGUCCCUCUCCACAGCAACACUUUCCAGCUCCUCCUGGGGGAGAUGGACUGGCCAGACCAGAUAUGUAAUCCCUCCGGCAUGUCCUGGGUCUACCCCUCCUCUGAGAAUCAACAUUUUAACGUAGUGGAAGGUUUUCCGUGUCUCUGUGAGCCUGGAAGCUGUGUUGUCCGGGGUUAAUGGCCCCUGGUAGGGUCUCUCAAGGAAUAGUGGUCCCAGAGGAGGGGCCAGACUAAGAGCGAUUCAAGAGGACCCUGAUGUCAUGGCAUAUUUGGACUUUGAGCACCUCAGGCUGUCCUGGAGCCAGACCUGUGUGGGGAGCUUGCUAGUGAGUGUCUGGUGGGCGAGCUCAGCCCAAAUAAGUAACAUGGGAGUCUCCGCCCUGUGGGCCCACCACCCGCAGGGACAGGGAUCAGGGUCAGGUGCAUUGUGUGCCGGGCGGCAGGCAGGGGCGGGGCCCUGGGCGUUCUGAUCCCUGGCCUUGCAGACUGUAUAUUAUGUAUAGACCCCAAAGUCCAAAACAAAUUUUCAUAUGCACACACUGGCGUGAAUAACUCUACAUUUUAAAUAUAUGAAGUGUUUUACACAUUUUUAAUUCAUUUUCAAAACUAUUCUACAAAUUAUAUCCUUUAACUGUUCGACAUCUUUGUUUUCGUAAAUGCACAAUUUCCUCUUAGUUCAUACUGACUCUCUUUAAUUUGGUACAACUUCUGGACACAGUCUGGAAGCAUCUUAUUUUUUACUCCAAAUAUUAAUUGUGCAGUCCCACAAGUUUCUAAAUUUGAGAGCACGUGAGUUCAUAAAUCAUUUGUUGGUUCUUGAUGACAGCUCUGCUAAUGACUCUUACAGCUCUCUUCUGUCACAUAAAAACUGGAUUUGUGAGUGUUUUGUAUGUUUUUUUCUCCAAACCUCCACACAGUAGAUAAAGUAUAAAAGUAUAAAUGAAUGACGUAAUAUAUGAAAUGAAUUUAGGGUGAAGAUGUCUUUUGUUUUGUGCAAUAAAACAACAGACUUCAACAUCGUCGUCCUUACAUUAUUAUUUGUGGUUUCCAGCAUAGUGUAUGGUCUCCCAAAACUUUAUUUUCAUAUAUACUUCAUAUUUAAACAUUUUCUAUCAUAGUUUGAACUGGAUUAUUGAUAUUUUUGAUAUCCAAAUGUAAUGAAUUUGGUUUAAUUAAAUCUAACGGCAACUUAUUAAAAUCAAACCAACGUCCACUGUCACCAGAAGCUCCAAAUCUUUACCAGAACAAUUUCAUUCAGAACCUCACUUGAGUAAAAGUAUCAUCAAAAUGUGCUGUGCUGUAAAAUGUCCCUCGUCAGUGUUUUCCCAUUGUGUCUGAUGUUUUUGAAUUAAUAUUACUGUUGCAUUAAUGUGUAUGUUGCAUUUUACCUCUGUAGAUGUUUAAGGUUGUGCUCAUUUAAACUCCUUUAUAUCCUGCUGGUCAG
Messenger RNA from Epinephelus fuscoguttatus (brown-marbled grouper), 7179 nucleotides. RefSeq names its product TAF5-like RNA polymerase II, p300/CBP-associated factor (PCAF)-associated factor (gene taf5l). Gene Ontology annotation, molecular function: protein binding; transcription coactivator activity. NCBI's taxonomy places the organism in Eukaryota, Metazoa, Chordata, Actinopteri, Perciformes, Serranidae. Gene Ontology annotation, biological process: regulation of DNA-templated transcription. The coding region runs from base 180 to 1982 and encodes 600 amino acids. The transcript is spliced from 5 exons. The record is from RefSeq and is a predicted model, not a curated record. Gene Ontology annotation, cellular component: histone acetyltransferase complex; nuclear protein-containing complex.